AUGUUAGCUAGCCGAGAAAUAAAUGAUACUGGAAAUGAGACGAAUGCCUUGUGGAGGCUUCGAUCGACGUUCGAUGAGGUGCUCGUGUACAAGAACUCAUUUUUGAUCCGAUUUCCGUUCCUUGAAAAAGUCGUCCACGUCGAGGUUGGCAGCCAAGUUUUGGACGCAUGUGCCACCCAUAACUUCCUGACAAUUAUUACCGAGGAACACAUCUAUAUCGUGCGCAAGGACCAGAUUGAGAAUGCUGAUCAGCUCGAUACCAUGAUGGUCCCCUAUGACGCCGAUUCGCAAAGUAUGAACGAAGCCUUGCACCGAGGUGAACUAGGAAACGGUCUGAUCCCACGAGUUUGUGAACUGACAUGGAUAGAAGCGCUCGAAGGUGUGAAAGUGGUGGAUAUCGUGGCCGCCGGUUGGCAGCACAGCGGUGGCAUGACAGAUGAUGGCGACGUAUACCUAUUGGUGGUUGCGAAUCAUCGAGAGGCAUCGGCAGAUGAAAAGGAUCCAGUUGAAUACUAUCCAUCACCGCUAGAGAUCGACAUUCGGAUAGUGAGAAUAGAAAUGAGGGAUCAUUUGACCGCACUGUGGACAGCUGAAGAUCACAAAAGGCGUGGUUUCCAAUUCGCUGCAUUGUGCCCACCGCGGUCGUUUCAGGGCAGAGAUUGA
Messenger RNA from Cooperia oncophora, 663 nucleotides. The record is from the annotation of a GenBank genome assembly. Lineage: Eukaryota; Metazoa; Nematoda; Chromadorea; Rhabditida; Trichostrongylidae.